Molecule: messenger RNA, 1713 nt
Organism: Sporothrix schenckii 1099-18
Lineage: Eukaryota; Fungi; Ascomycota; Sordariomycetes; Ophiostomatales; Ophiostomataceae
Product: spx domain containing protein
Exons: 1
Coding region: 1-1713 (570 amino acids)
Cellular component (GO): fungal-type vacuole membrane; vacuolar transporter chaperone complex
Source: RefSeq, a predicted model, not a curated record
AUGGUCCUGCGGCACCUUCCGGCGCUCGUGUACAGCGAGUCGUCCGCUAAGGAGGCCGACGCGACAGUGGACCCGACGCUGACCUCGCUGUACUUUGACAACGACAGGUUCGACCUGUACCGCGCCAAGCUCGACCGCAACAGCGAGUCCGACAACGCCGGCUCGCUGCGGCUGCGCUGGUACGGCCAGCUAGCGAACAAGCCUGAACUGUACCUGGACCAGAAGGUCGUGCACCACGACGGCACCAGCUACGAGAGCCGCAUCACGAUCAAGGACAAGUACGUCAAGCCGUUCCUCGACGGCAAGUACAAGAUGGAGAAGACCAUUCAGAAAAUGGAGCGCCAGGGCGAGCAGGCCGAGACUGUUACGGCCUUCAAGACGACGGCCGACGCCAUUCAGUCGUUUGUCGAGGAGAAGCAGCUCGAGCCCGUGCUUCGUGCCAACUACGUGCGUACUGCGUUCCAGAAGCCGGCCGACGACCGCGUGCGCGUCUCCAUCGACACCAGCCUGGCCUUUAUCCGCGAGGACAACCUGGACCAGCGCCGCCCGUGCCGCGAACCGUCCGAGUGGCACCGCCGCGACAUCGACACGGGCAAUGUCACCUACCCCUUCUCGGAGCUGCCGCCUAGCGACGUGUCGCGCUUCCCCUUUGCCGUGCUGGAGAUCAAGGUGCGCGAGGACGGCACCAGCCGCAAGAGCCCUGCCUGGGUCGAGGACCUGAUGGCCUCCCACCUGGUGCACCCCGUGCCGCAGUUCUCCAAGUUUGUGCACGGUGCUGCCGUGCUCUUUGACGACUACGUCAACCAGCUGCCCUUCUGGCUCAGCGACCUUGACCGCGACAUUCGCCGCGACCCUAAAGAGGCCUACGAGGAGGAGGAGCUGCGGCGCGCCCAGCGUGCGGCCGACGAACAGGUCGUCGGCAGCUUCCUGGGCACCAGCAAGCUGGGCUCGUCGGCCAAGCUGAGCAAGAGCUCGCCGGCCGCCAAGUCGUCGUCGUACCUGGCCGGGCGCCUCACUGCCGAGACGUCCAUUGCCCAGCGCCUGCAGUCGCAGUCGGGCGUCAGCGGCAUCAGCGGCGCCAGCACUGGCGCCGCUGGUGAGCAGGGUGAGUCGUCGUCGGCUGCCGCCGGCGCAAACGGACACGACUCGAACGGCGCGACGCGCACGGCGGGCUACGGCACCAUCUCGUCGGUGCUGCCGUCCUUCUCCCUGACGCGGUACGCCCAGUGGCGCCGCUCCAAGGACAAGGCGUCCGUGCUGCCCGAGGGUGUCACGGAGCCGACCGAGUGGCUUAAGAACGACGGCCCGUUGCACAUUGAGCCCAAGGUGUGGCUGGCCAACGAGCGCACGUUCCUGAAGUGGCAGCACAUUGCCAUUCUGCUGGGCACGCUGGCCGUGGCCCUCUUCACGGCCGCCGCCAACAGCAGCGACAACGCCGUUGCGCUCGGCAUGGGCGUUGCCUACAUUGCCGUGGCCGUCUUCACGGGCUUCUGGGGCUGGUACAUGCUGCACAUUCGCCGUGGCAUGAUUGUGGCGCGCAGUGGUCACGACUUUGAUGACAUGAUUGGCCCGGUAGUCGUGAGCGUUGCGCUGAUGAUUGCGCUGAUUCUGAAUCUUGUGUUUGCGUACCGCCGUGCGUUCCAGCGGUGGGCCGACGACGAUGUCAACCAUAUCGCGGAGGCUGGUAACAGCAGCAGCUACGUACACGCAUAA